Messenger RNA from Cololabis saira (Pacific saury), 6347 nucleotides. RefSeq names its product par-3 family cell polarity regulator beta b (gene pard3bb). The record is from RefSeq and is a predicted model, not a curated record. The transcript is spliced from 26 exons. NCBI's taxonomy places the organism in Eukaryota, Metazoa, Chordata, Actinopteri, Beloniformes, Belonidae. Gene Ontology annotation, cellular component: apical plasma membrane; cell cortex; adherens junction. Gene Ontology annotation, biological process: cell adhesion; establishment or maintenance of epithelial cell apical/basal polarity; intracellular protein localization. Gene Ontology annotation, molecular function: protein binding; phosphatidylinositol binding. Bases 876 to 4490 code for a protein of 1204 amino acids.
GAGCGGAGCUGGAGCUGUGAAGGAAUCCCAAACUUUUCCCAAACCCAGAAACUCUGCUCAGACCUUCAACUCAGUCUCGCUUUUUGUUUUUUUUGUUGCUUUUUGCGAAAAUAACCACAACGCGUCCUUAUUGUAUCGCCCGUGGCUGAAGUUCAUACGAAUGACCGCUUGAAACAGAGACAAGUUGAAGAGGAAAAGUUGUGUUGUGAUGUUCUGGUCUCAUCCUUCCCUCCAAACUCCAGCUAAAGCGGCUAACCACAGCUAACUCCUGGGAUGGGUUACGUUUUCAUUUUUAUCUUCUAAUGAAAACAAUCCCGAGGUCGCUCCGUUUGUGCGUUUAUUCUACACGUUUGUGUCGGAGUGAGAGCUUUAUCCCCGUCAGCAGAGCCGGGCCAGGUCUGGGUUACAGCUAAUAACACUAGCCGACUCCAGCCAGGCGGCUAACUGCUGAUAACAAAGUUUAUAUCCAGUUUGGUGAAGAGGAGCAACACGACACACCUCUGCCAGUUCCUGCUCCACUCCAUCAUGACAAGACUACAGCACUUUGUGUGUGUUUUGAGCGAGUAGGAGCCCAGCCUGAGGAGUUUAGAGAUGAGGAGGAUGAUGAGGCCAGCAGCUGCAGCAGGAUGCUCAGCCUGCAGCUGCAGCAGGGACAUCUAACACAUCUGGAUCACUGGGAAACAUCUGCAGAUCUUUGAAGAACCUGCACUGCUUGCUUUGCUGCCAUCGUUUUUAAGCCUUUUGUUUGAUCACAAGUUUGUCAAACCCUGGUGUGGUGCACUCUCAGCUUGGGAGCAGCCCUGCACUGUGAUGUGACUGGUUCAUCUCUACUGCUUCAUCUCUACGUCCUACAUCUUGGAGGCAGUGGAGCCAUCAUGAAGGUGACUGUGACAUUUGGGCAGACCGGCGUGGUCGUCCCCUGCAAGGAGGGCUGGACUGUGAGAGACCUCAUCCACCAAGCCACACAGAGAUACAGAAAACUCCUUGAACAGGAAGGAGAUUUUCUGGUUCGAACUCACCAUGUGGAAUACUGUGAUGGUGGGAUUUUGGAUCCUGAUGACAUUCUCAGUGAUCUGGUGGAGGAUAGAGACAAGCUGAUGGCAGUGUAUGAGGAGCAGGAAGCCCAGCAGACGGGUUCGGUUAACACAAGCCUAACCCCAAGUCCUGAUCUCCACCAAGCUGAGCUCUCAGUUUUCCAGCCAAUCACAAGAGGAGAGAUUGAAGUCAAUUCCUCAGCCCUCAAAUCCAGCACACCCCUGCUGGUCAGAAGCAGCAGUGACUCGGCGCUCAGCCCCCAACCUGAGGCUGAACCGUCCUAUACUGAAGACUGCUCCCUGACGGCAGCCGGUCCUGCUGUGGAGACGCCUGCACCUGCGGACCGAGCCCAAGGCAAACACCCCUUCAAUGGCAGCCUCACCAGAAUGGUGGAGAUUGUAGGAGAAGACAGCCCGCUGGGAAUCCACGUGGUUCCUUACUGCUCAUCACUCAGUGGACGGUCUCUGGGUUUGUUUAUCCGUGGAGUGGACGAAGAGAGUCGUUCCAGAAAGGAAAGCUUGCUUCAAGAGGAUGAGUGCAUUGUCAAAAUCAACAGCACUGACCUCAUGGACAAGACAUUUAGCCAAGCUCAGGAUGUGUUUCGUCAGGCCAUGCAUUCCCCGGUCGUUGUUUUGGAGGUUUUGCCCCCCUUCAACAGAGAACGAUAUGAGAAGAGUCUGAUCGGCCAGCUGUUCGGCAGCAGUACUGGUCCCAGUACCGGUCCCAGCACCAGCCCCUACACCACCAGGACCAAAGAGCCUCCGCCUGUGAAAGCCAAACCAGUGUUUAAGCCCUCGGAGAAUCCAACCUCACGGCUUUCAGACGAAGCUGCCACUCUUGAAACUGUCAUUAAGGGGAAGAGUGAGAGCCCCCUCCUGAGGAAGAGCCCUGCCCUGUCCAGCUUAGUGACCAAUAAGAAAGGUGGACGGAGACUGAGAAUUGACUUAAAGAAAGGCCCAGAAGGUCUUGGGUUUACUGUUGUAACCAGAGACUCUUCAGUACACGGUCCAGGGCCUAUUCUGGUCAAAAAUAUUCUACCACGCGGAGCUGCUGUCAAAGAUGGACGCCUUCAGUCUGGAGACCGCAUAGUAGAGGUCAACGGUGUGGAUAUCACAGGGGUGGGCCAAGAGGAGUUGGUGUGUAUGCUCCGCAGCACACGGCAGGGAGAGAGCGUGUCGCUGCUGGUCCUACGGCAGGAUGACAUGUUCCUGCCCAGAGAGAUGAAGGACGAGGUCCCCCGUGUGCCCGGCCUGGUUACGGAGAGUGGGAAGGAGCAGCUCAUGUUCGAGAUCCCCCUCAACGACACCGGAUCAGCGGGACUUGGCAUCAGCCUGAAAGGGAACAAGUCCAGAGAGACUGGAGAAGAUCUGGGAAUCUUUAUCAAAUCCAUCAUACAUGGAGGAGCCGCAUACAAGGAUGGGCGUCUGCGUGUUAACGACCAGCUGGUUGCUGUAAAUGGAGAGUCGCUGCUGGGACGCUCAAAUCACGCUGCCAUGGAGACGCUUCGCCGAUCCAUGUCACAGGAGGGAAAUAUAAGAGGGACAAUCCAGCUCGUGGUGUUCAGGGCUUUGAAGGGUCAUCAUGAGGUGUCACCCAAUUGCUCGUUUGAUGGCUCACCUGGCGUGUUGGAGCUGACGAGUCCGGUGAAGGCUCAUCCAGGGCUGCUCAGUCCUGCUGCAGACUCCAGUCACUCUCCGUUGGUCGCCAACAGCCUCUAUACUUCCAGUGUGACCAAUGGGAAUUACUCUCACAUGGAUGAUGACGAGGACGGGCUGCUGUAUGGACAGGACGCUGACAUCAGCAUCUCCAACCAAUACUAUUUACAGGAGAGAGAGAACUCCUACACCUCCUGCCUGGCUCAGCCCCAGACUCCCAGCCAGAACCAGAACCAGCGGCAGUUCCAGCACAUUAAAGCCUCCAAGAGCAUGGACCUGGGUACGACUCAAAGCCAGCAUCCCACUGUGGCAGAUGAGAGCACCGUUGGAUCCCUGGGUGGAGGCACUGCUGCUCGAUCAACUCCUGUGGAACUCGGUCCUACCCUGGGGCUGAAGAAGUCCAGUUCCUUGGAGAGUCUCCAGACAGCUAUUUCAGAGGUUAACCGGAAAAACGAACUCCUACCAUUCCAUCGUCCCCGGCCUAAUAUGGUCAGGGGAAGAGGCUGCAACGAGAGCUUCCGAGCAGCGAUUGAUAAAUCCUAUGAUGGGCCAGCUGAGGACGAUGAUGGUUCAGAGCUGAGCUCAGGGCGGGACACCCCUGCAAGUAGUUCAUCCCGCCAGGGAGGGAUUGAUCAAACGGAUGAGAAAGGCAAGAAAGAAAAGAAAAAGAAAGCAAAAACUAAGAAGAAGGACAAGAGCAAGGGGAAAGGAAAAGAAAAGGAUAAAAAGAAAGCAGAGGAGCCCGAAGAAUCAGAAAAGAAGAGCAAAAAAAUUGGCUUUGGCCUGCUGAGAUUUGGAAAGAAAAAGGAAGAGAAGAAGGAGGCAAAGGCAGCUCUGCAACGACAGAAGUCAGAUAUUCUUUGUGACCACGAGCUUGAAAGGCUGAAAGAGGAAAGAGAGAGGAUUGAGGCAGGGCAUCCUGAGCUGCGAGAGCACCUGUCCAGAGACCACCAAGGUGGCGGUGGUGGGGGGUCAUAUCCAGACUUUGAGGAUGAUGACGCAGAUCCCAACUAUGCCCGAAUACAGUCCUUUAGGGACAGGGAGGUUGGCUCAGUGCCACCGCAACUGCCUCAGUCUCCUCGUUACGGCACAGUGCAGCACGCUCAUGCCCACGCACCUUUUCCCCAAAGCCCUCCUGGCUUUCAAGGACAUGGAGUUCAUGCCAGUGACCCAGGAGUCAUUGCUGAUGAUGAUCCUAUUGAUAGACUGUAUGCCAAAGUCAACAAACCAAAGAGUGCUGGGACAACAUCUCCUCCUGCUCCUCCUUCAGCUCCUGCUAAUGACAGUAUGGACAGGAUCCAGCAGCUGAGAAGAGAAUAUCAGCAAGCUAGGCGAGAAGGAAUGGUACCACCUUACGAGGAAAUGGAUCCAGUCAGAGGGCAUGAAAAUGACUCCCACAGGAUACCAGGCAGAGGGACAGAUCACCGUCUGACACCGCGGUAUGAGGAGGUGGAACGCCAGUAUGCCUCCUUACCAAGACGGGGUCCGUUGGACCCGGCUGAGUAUCCCAUGCAGCCGUGGACGGGUCAUUACCCCGGCCCCCCCCAGGCGUACCAGCAGUCCCCGUCCUACUCCAGCGCCGGCUCCCAGUCAGGCCCGGCUUACCCCGGCUACCCGUCUGGCCAGCCGUACCCACGACCCGGGGACCCUCGAGGGGUGGAACAUAGAUACUACCCCCUCCCCAGUUCCCAGCAGAGAGGGCCCUUGCGCCAGGACGUGCCCCCCUCUCCUACCCCUCCCCUCCGUGCGCCGCGGUACGACACUAUGGCGCGUGGAACUGUGGGUGGAGGCUACAGGUAGGGCUCCCAGAUGGACCAAGAUUGUUUCAGGUGGACCAAGCCCAUCACAGACCAGACCAGCACGGCCACACUGGGGCGGCAGCAGCAACACUAACCUCCACGGAAGAAUGCCAUGACUUCAGAUGUGUAGACAAACCAGGUCCAAAGAUGAAAACAAGCAUCUUUUCUGCUUUCAUUAUCCCAGUGAGAAACACUUGUGUGAUUUCAACACCACCUCCCCCCCGUUAUCAAACACUGUCUGUUCUAUUUGAAGUACGUGGUAAUACACUCGCGCGGAGAGAGAAGGAAGUCCAUUAGAGUGGCCAGCAUGAUACAUGUCUUGUUGUUUGAAGUCAUUUGAUUUGCUUUGAUUUUCCGGGUUUCAGAAUUAUGAGUUGUUACUUUUCACUCUCCUCUAAUUAAGUCGUCUCCUUCAGCAGUCGGAGCUACAAAAGUAAUUGCAUCCAUUUAAAUUAAGCUUCCACAGGCUCGCGUGCAGCCCCGCACGCCUCUCCUCUCCUAAUGUAUUAUCCCUGCCGCUUUCACUAAAGCUACUCCAGCAGGUCGACAACUAUAAUGUGUAUUUUGUGAAGUCACCUUUGUGGCCUUUAUCAUAAAUGAAUAACAUAUAUACUGUAUGUCAUUGGAAUAGUAAAACGAAAACCACAAUCAUGUGAUGUGGUCACAGUUUAGUUUAAAAACAAUUAACAGCAAUCUCUUUUGCAGUUCUCAGAUCCUACCGUUGAAAUGGUCAUUGGUUUUAAAGGGUGUGAAUCCCAAAGCAGCAAAUUAGUUGCAAUUUUUGUUCUUUGUUCAAAUAGAAACAAAUACAAAAAAUAAAAAAAGCAUUUUAAGUGGUACAAUGUACCUGUCCAUGUCAGAUUAGCAGCAGAAAAACUCCACACGGCCUGAGGAGUUUGGGAGAUGUUACACUAGUGAGCUUUUUGAAGCUUUUUUACCAGACGGGGAGAACGCCACUGCGCCAGUCUCCACAAACACAAUUCAACCCUUCUGCAGAUGAAUUAUGGACAUUUUUACACAACAAAGUGUGAAAGAAUGAUGAAUGAUCCGUCUGUGUAAAUGAUCUGCUUUUAAUAACGCUGCAGUUGCACAGAUAAGUUUCAUUGCAUUUUGGCAGCCUUUUUAGAUAAAAUCAGUUUGGUUUCACGGCAAGUGUGAGUGAUUCUAGUUUGGUGUUAAAACUACACAACAAUAGCAACAUUUAAAAAAAUUUAAAAUAAUCUAGAAAGGUGCUGAAUCUCCAAGUCGACACGUUCUACUGAUCCUGGGCUUCCUUUUGUCUUGGAUCCUCUACUUGAAUGUAUGAUGAACUUUGAUCAUCUGUACGUAAUUCAUGUUGUCAACCUGUGUUUGUUAAAUCAUCUCGGUAUGAUCAGACUUGUAACUAAUUUUUGUCUUUAUUUUAAUAUCGGUGUAAAUUGCCCUGUAGUUGGAGACUCCCACUGUAAACGCAGGACGCCGCAGCUAUGAAUAAUCACCGGUGUUCAUAUCAACCUGCUGGUUCUGACACACAAGCUGUAAGAUGUUGCUUUGUUUUGCUCUAGUUUGGAUGUUAAAACAUGUAACAUGAUGGAGUCCUGCCUAAGCAGGGUGUCGUACCACAGUUUAGACACUUACUAACCCGUUAGGCUGGUCCUGAUUAACAUUUCUGUUUCCCUCCACGAAGCGCUCCAGUAUUCAUUUCAUUGCAUGUUUGACCUGACGUUUAAGGAUGAACUGAGGGCGAAAAACCACAAAACUGAAUGUUGAAACUGAUUUUGAUUGUAAACCAUGAAAACAAAUGUUACAUGUUUGUUUUUCUUUUUUUAAGAAGAGUCUUAUGUUGACAGAAAAUAAGGAAAUUAAGAUGAUGCCGUAA